AUGAAAACCCCUUUACGUGUUCUUUCAAGCUAAUCUUAUAAAAAUGCCUAUAUAUCUGUAAUAUGCCUUUCUGAAGGAAGCAAAACUUGUAGAGGUUAGCGGAAAAAAAGAGAAGAUGGGUAGACUUGGAGGUUUGUGGCUGUCUCUUCCAUUUGGUUUUCUUUUGUUCUUGAGUUCUUCUUUCAUCACAGUACCAACUACCCUUGCCUGGAGCAAAGAGGGUCAUGUCAUGACAUGUCAAAUUGCACAGUCACUAUUAGAGCCUGAGGCAUCAGAAGCUGUGUAUCAUUUGUUACCUGCCUAUGUCAAAGGUAACUUAUCAGCCCUCUGCGUAUGGCCAGACCAAAUAAGGCACUGGCAUAAAUAUUCGUGGACAAGUCCACUUCAUUUCAUUGACACACCGGAUGAUGCUUGUUCUUUUGAUUAUUCAAGGGAUUGCCAUGAUACACAUGGCGUGGAAGAUAUGUGUGUUGCAGGUGCUGUCAAAAAUUUCACUUCUCAGCUUUUGCAUUACAAAGAGGGCACAGCUGAUCGUAGAUAUAAUAUGACUGAGGCUUUGUUGUUCUUGUCACACUUCAUGGGAGAUAUACAUCAGCCAAUGCAUUGUUCAUUCACCUCUGACAGAGGAGGAAACUCAAUUGAACUACGCUGGUUUAGACACAAAUCUAAUCUGCACCAUGUGUGGGACAGAGAAAUUAUUCUCACAGCACUAAAAGAUUAUUACGACAAGGAUGUGACUCUCCUUCUCCAAGACAUUGAGAGCAACUACACCGAUGGGAUCUGGUCAAGUGAUGUCACGUCUUGGCAACAUUGUAAUGAUCUCUCUCACUGUGUAAACAAUUGGGGCAAAGAGAGCAUAGAAAUAGCUUGCAAAUGGGGUUACGAAGGAGCAGAACCUGGAACAACUCUUGCAGAUGAAUACUUUGAGUCAAGGAUGCCAUUCGUCAUGAAACGAAUUGCUCAAGGUGGAAUUCGAUUGGCCAUGAUUCUAAACCAGGUGUUUGCUGACUCUGAAGAAGGAUUCUCAAUACCAACUUAAGCAGAUUCAUCACCUCAUAGACCUACAAUAAUUAGUUGUUUAAUUUUGUUAAUAAUCAUAGGGUCUAACCCCCAUUUCUUCUAAAUUAUUAGUCAUUACGUUUAUGACUAUGACCAGCUUUUGGUUAGUCAAUUGUCAAUAAUUUCAGCGAAUUGUAUUUAUCCAUCUAGAAACAAGGAAAAAGAGAACAACGCUCUCUCUGAACUCAAAUUAUUUAUUCUCAAAGUUACAUAUUUUCAUGAUUUCUAAUGUGAA
This is a messenger RNA of Gastrolobium bilobum, 1294 nucleotides long. RefSeq names its product endonuclease 1. The record is from RefSeq and is a predicted model, not a curated record. The coding region runs from base 116 to 1039 and encodes 307 amino acids. Lineage: Eukaryota; Viridiplantae; Streptophyta; Magnoliopsida; Fabales; Fabaceae. The transcript is spliced from 9 exons. Gene Ontology annotation, biological process: DNA catabolic process. Gene Ontology annotation, molecular function: nucleic acid binding; endonuclease activity.